GGCCAUUUUGUGGCAGUGUCCGCUGUCGCGGCCGCGUUGCUUUCUCUCUCCCCGUUUGCGUGGCAGAGCCGGUGCGAGGGGCGGCCCCGUAGAUGGCCAGCUUUCCCCUGGAUGUCAACGAGAAGCUCAUCGCAAGGUCCCGUACUAUAGGAGAACUCUUGGCUCCCACGUCUCCUUUCGACAAGAAGUGCGGACGUGAGAACUGGACUGUUGCCUUUGCUCCCGAUGGCUCUUACUUUGCUUGGUCGCAAGGACAUCGCAUAGUCAAGCUGGUUCCCUGGUCUCAAUGCCUUAAUAACUUCUUGCUGCACGGCACAAAGAAUGUUGCAAAUUCAGUCAACUCAAGGCUUUCAAGACAGAACAGUGAUAGCGGGCAGAAGAGUAAGCCCUGUGAGCAUAUAAUAGACUGCGGUGAUAUAGUUUGGAGUCUUGCUUUUGGGUCUUCUGUACCUGAAAAACAGAGUCGCUGUGUGAAUAUAGAAUGGCAUCGAUUCAAAUUUGGGCAAGAUCAGCUUCUGCUCGCAACAGGCUUGAACAAUGGGCGCAUCAAAAUAUGGGAUGUAUACACAGGAAAACUCCUCCUUAACCUGAUGGACCAUACUGAAGUGGUCCGAGAUUUAACCUUCGCCCCAGAUGGCAGCCUGAUUUUAGUGUCGGCAUCAAGAGACAAAACACUAAGAGUGUGGGACUUGAAAGAUGAUGGAAAUAUGAUGAAGGUAUUAAGAGGGCACCAGAACUGGGUCUAUGCCUGUGCUUUUUCUCCAGACUCUUCCAUCCUUUGUUCUGUUGGAGCCAGUAAAGCUGUUUUCCUUUGGGAUAUGGAUAAAUAUUCCAUGAUUCGAAAACUAGAAGGACAUCACAAUGAUGUUGUAGCCUGUGAGUUUUCUCCUGAUGGAGCUUUACUGGCUACUGCAUCUUACGAUACUCGAGUUUAUGUUUGGGAUCCACAUAUUGGAGCUAUUCUAAUGGAGUUUGGGCAUCUGUUUCCCCCUCCUACACCAAUAUUUGCUGGGGGAGCAAAUGACCGAUGGGUGAGAUCAGUAACUUUCAGUCAUGAUGGACUGCAUAUUGCAAGCCUUGCAGAUGAUAAAAUGGUGAGGUUCUGGAGAAUUGAUGAAGAGUAUCCUGUACAAGUUGCACCUUUGAACAAUGGGCUCUGCUGUGCCUUUUCUACUGAUGGCAGCGUUCUAGCUGCCGGGACGCAGGAUGGAAGCGUGUACUUCUGGGCAACUCCAAAACAUGUUCCCAGUCUCCAACACUUGUGUCGCAUGGCAAUUCGAAGAGUGAUGCCUACUAGCCAAGUGAAGAACUUGCCUAUCCCUUUGAAAGUGGUGGAGUUUCUUUCCUACCAGGCUUAAAACGAAACUUGCAAGUGACUGGGCUUCUGAAGCUGGCUAAAACAUUCUUUAAAGAAACCUCAAACUUUACAGCCUUCAAGCCUAAAACUGUACAGGUUUUCAAGUUAUAUUUAAAUUUCAGACAUCUAAAAAAAACCAACUUGUAAUGCAUUUUGACAAUGUGGAGCUUUUAAUAUUAUUUAUAGAAAUAUACAGUAGAAGUAUUCCUGAAGUUCUCAGACAAUUUUUUUAAUCUAACUGUGAAAAUAUGUACAUACAUAGAUGUAAGCUGCUAUGUGUUCAUCAGUGUACCUUUUUUAAUUGCUUGACUGAUUUUUAUUUUAUUUUUUUUAGUAUGUAUCAUGUAUAUAUUGCUUCUGUAGAGCCAUCUGAUGCUGCAUCAGUGCUGUAGAGUGGAAGGACAGCUUUUAUUCUGAGACACUGAGUUAGACAAAUAUUGACUUAAGAAAGCUUAAUGGCUUUGUACACAUGUUUGUUGAUUUGGAGUUCAGGAAACUGAUCCCCAGAUGCAAAUUUGUUAGUUAAUGGAGAGGUACAGCUUAGUUUUCUACAGACUUCAGUGGCAAAGGGAAGUAGGUUGUGUGAGGGAUGGGUUUGAAUCUAAAUCCCAGAACUUUACUAGUUUGUCAUCUAGGGAAGGCCUUGACUUCUACAGCAACAACAAAGUUACUUUAGAAACCUGGGUGUGAUGGCUUUAAGAACAUCUAAAAUUUCUCAAGUUAACUACUGUACUGUUGCCUGGGUAUCUUGUCUGUAAAUGUGAGAAGAUUUUACAGACUUGGUUUAUUCUGUGACCCUAUAAUAUCUCUUCAGGGGGUGAUAUUGGUUAAUGGCCAAAGAUAAGCAAAACAUUUGCUUUUGCCUUCUGUUAUUUAUCUGUACCUGCAGAUAUAAAGAAUGUAUGCAUUGCAUAAAAUGCCUGACUAUAUAUAUAUAUUUUUGUUGAACUUUUUUUUAUUAAAAAUAAAAAUCUCUCUUCUGAAAA
This is a messenger RNA of Alligator mississippiensis (American alligator), 2343 nucleotides long. RefSeq names its product WD repeat and SOCS box containing 1 (gene WSB1). Gene Ontology annotation, molecular function: protein binding. Gene Ontology annotation, biological process: intracellular signal transduction. The record is from RefSeq and is a predicted model, not a curated record. The transcript is spliced from 9 exons. The coding region runs from base 93 to 1358 and encodes 421 amino acids. NCBI's taxonomy places the organism in Eukaryota, Metazoa, Chordata, Crocodylia, Alligatoridae.